Molecule: messenger RNA, 1188 nt
Organism: Lactuca saligna
Lineage: Eukaryota; Viridiplantae; Streptophyta; Magnoliopsida; Asterales; Asteraceae
Source: the annotation of a GenBank genome assembly
AUGAUGGUGAUCAGAAGUCAUUUCCGAGCCACCCUCAUCAGAUCAUCACCUAUUCAAGAAAGAGAAAACACUCUCAAUCUCAAUCUCAAUCUCAAUCUCAGAAUUUUGUAUAGGUACAUUUAUGUGUCGAAAUUCACAGACGUUCUUGAUCGAUUCCGUCCCGAGAAUUACAAUUCCUCAAAAUUCUCAGUCCUUUUUCUCUCUACUAUCGAAGAACAACAACAAUCUGAUCAAUUCAAAGUCUUGGGUGUCAGCAAUGGCUUGGUUCUCUGUUGUUUAUUAGGACCUCUGGUUUACUAUGUUUGCGAUCCGGUAACCAGACAAUCGGUUACUUUACCUCGACCGAAAGACAGAUCCACAAAUCGCCACCCAAUUUUCUUCGGCGAGGGAUUUGUUAGUAAAGUAAACGAAGACAAUGUUCUCGUAAGCUUCACCGUUGUCAGAGUAGAACUACUCAGUUCACCCUCAAACUAUCUCAAUCUUGAAACCUUUUCAUCUGAUACUGGAAAAUGGGCCGAUUAUAAGUUACCCUGUAGCAAACCAAUCGCCCUUCUGAAACGAGGUGGAGGUCCUAUCACCUAUAAGGGCAUCCUUCAUUGGUUUGUCGACAUUCAUGGCAUGGUUGCUUUUGAUCCCUAUCGAAAUCAAAAAUCGUGUCGCGUUAUUCCAUUCCCAGAUGAAAGAGACAUCGACAGUGAGUACGAAUACGAAGGGAUUUAUCGAUUAUGUGAUGAAACGCAAGGUAAGCUUCGAUUUUUCGAGGUAUCACCUGAACCUUCUUCGUUUUACUGUUUUAGCAUGUGGGAUUUGAAAGAUUAUGAGAAAGGAGAAUGGUGCUCUGAGUUUAAAGUGACUCGGAGUGAUCUUUCAUCUUCGGAUCCUGAGUUAACCUCCUGGUUAAUGACUGCUAAUUUCCUUCCAUUAUCUUUCAACCCUUUCGAUCUGAAUAUUGUUUACCUGAGGUGCGAGGAGCUUAAUUGUGUUGUAUCCUAUGAUAUCGAGAAUAAAAGGUUAGAUGUGGCUUGUAAACCUAUUGGUGUUGUUGAAGAUCUUUCAUGGCGAGUGGUGGUGCCAUUUGUGAUUCCGAGGUGGCCAACUCGAGUUCCGAUUCCGCGUGUUCCAAAGAAGGCUGCGAAGGGGAAAGGUGGACAUCGCAAGCGUUCGUAUAGAAUCUAUACUCGUUUUUAG